Rhagoletis zephyria (snowberry fruit fly) is the source of this 660-nucleotide messenger RNA. Lineage: Eukaryota; Metazoa; Arthropoda; Insecta; Diptera; Tephritidae. The record is from RefSeq and is a predicted model, not a curated record.
UACGGUAACCGCGGCGGCGACGACUCGGGCAGCUACCACAUGGCAGUCUCACCGGACCUGCCCGACGAUGGCCGCACCACCGACGGCCGGCCACGGGUGGUGCGCAACGUGAAGAAGCCAGGGAAGAAGGAGAAGAUGGACCUGGAUGAUCUCAAGAAGGAGGUCGAGAUCGACGACCACCGCAUUCCCCUGCAGACGCUCUGCUCACAGCUCAACACCGACUCGGAGCUGGGUCUCACCAAGCAACAGGCGGCGGAGAUCCUCUACCGCGACGGCCCCAACGCCCUCUCCCCACCGAAGCGCACCCCCGAAUGGGUAAAAUUCUCGAAGAACCUCUUCGGCGGCUUCGCCAUGCUCCUCUGGGUCGGGGCCCUGCUCUGCUUCCUCGCCUACGGCAUCCAGGCGAGCUCCUACGACGAGGUCCAAAACGACAACCUCUACCUGGGCAUCGUCCUCGCCACCGUCGUCAUCGUCACCGGCAUCUUCAGCUACUACCAGGAGGCGAAGAGCAGCAAGAUCAUGGACUCCUUCAAGAACAUGAUCCCCCAGUACGCCACUGUCGUUCGAAAUGGCCAGAAGUUCACCAUUCCCGUGGAGGAGGUGGUGGUCGGAGACCUGAUCGAGGUGAAGGGGGGUGAUCGAAUUCCCGCUGAUAUUCGA